CCACGUGGGGUUCUCUCUUCCUGCAGAUCCGGUCCUGAGUACGAGCAAUGGCGCCCUUCAGGGUUAAGACCCAGCCCGGACCUCACAGCCCAGGAGCCAGCAAGAAGUGUUCCCUUUCCAGGAGCUGGCUCCUUAUGCACACUCAGCAGUCCUGGUGUAAGUUUAAGCACUUUCUGAAGCCAUCAGUGCUUCACGUAGAGGCACGUCUGCUGGAAAAGAUUUUCGGUCCAAGCAGAGUCCUCCUCCCGGGAUUCGAGCGGGAGUUCAAAGUCCUGCUCCAAAUGAGAAAGCGCAACUCCGAGGGCAAGGUUGAAAUCUUCAUCAUGGGGAGACGCCGGUACCGCAAGCGUGCCAAAAGGCUGAUUCGCUUUUUGGCCGUGAAGCCGCGAAGGAAGCCGUGCGAAGGCACAAUGAUGCUCAGCCUGGAAACCAUGAAGUCUCUUGAAAAAGAGAAUGUUCAUUCCAGUGCUCUCCUCUCCACCACAGUGAUGAGCAGCCUGGAUGAAGCCAUGCAGUCACUGGAAAUAAGUCAGGAGACUGUCCAGGAACCUGUUACCAAAACAGUGUGAUUUUUGUGAUUAGAAUCUUAGUGCAAGGGGUUCAGUCUGGGUCAGGAGCCUUACCCUUAGAGCCCAUUCUGUACUCUGCCUUUGUUCCUGUGGCUAAGGGGAAAUAAGUAUUGUUAGUGGUCUAUACACCUUUUUCCUUGCUAAACAAAUAGACAGUUGUUUAAAGAUUCAAACGUGAGUUAUAAUAAAAAAUAAACUUUAAAAAACAUAUAUAGA
Callorhinus ursinus (northern fur seal) is the source of this 785-nucleotide messenger RNA. Its product is annotated as developmental pluripotency-associated 5 protein-like. Gene Ontology annotation, molecular function: RNA binding. The record is from RefSeq and is a predicted model, not a curated record. Gene Ontology annotation, cellular component: protein-containing complex. Lineage: Eukaryota; Metazoa; Chordata; Mammalia; Carnivora; Otariidae.